Molecule: messenger RNA, 1734 nt
Organism: Pungitius pungitius (ninespine stickleback)
Lineage: Eukaryota; Metazoa; Chordata; Actinopteri; Perciformes; Gasterosteidae
Gene: ube2j1
Product: ubiquitin-conjugating enzyme E2, J1
Exons: 8
Coding region: 352-1311 (319 amino acids)
Source: RefSeq, a predicted model, not a curated record
CCAAUAGGCAUUCACUUCCUGUUUACGUUCCUAAAAAUGACGUCACGAGAAUAACGUUCAACUACCACUUUUAAGAAACCGAAACAGCCGGUAACUUGAGAAAACUCUCUCCAAAUACGGCUGGAUACCAACACGUCGAACUUUAGCGGAAUACCGGAACACCGGGGACAGCCGUCGACCUCCGGUGUCCGCUGUCCUGCUCGUAUUUCGGGACCGAAGGAAGCUAGCCGGGUUUAGCUAACUGCGGCCAACGUAAAGUAGCGUUAGGUAGCUUGGGAGCUAGCUAGCGAGUUAGCAACAGAAACCCAGCAGCACUUCAUCCCGAACAACGGGGUGCUAACAUCUGCUGCUAUGGAGAAUAAAUAUAACCUCAAGAGUCCAGCGGUGAAGAGGCUGAUGAAGGAGGCCGCGGAGCUGAGGGACCCCACGGAGCACUACCACGCCCAGCCGCUGGAGGAUAACCUCUUCGAGUGGCACUUCUCCGUCCGCGGGCCCCCGGACUCUGACUUCGACGGCGGCGUUUACCACGGCCGGAUCGUGCUUCCACCAGAGUACCCCAUGAAGCCCCCCAGCAUCAUCCUCCUCACGCCGAAUGGAAGAUUCGAGGUUGGCAAGAAGAUUUGUCUGAGCAUCUCUGGCCACCAUCCGGAGACCUGGCAGCCGUCCUGGAGCAUCCGAACGGCCCUCAUAGCGAUCAUCGGAUUCAUGCCCACCAAAGGAGAGGGGGCCAUCGGGUCCCUGGACUACACGCCGGAGGAGAGGAGGGCCCUGGCCAAAAAGUCCCAGGACUUCAGCUGUGAGGCGUGUGGCUGCUCCAUGCACUCCGCCCUCAUGGCGCUGACCCCCAACAGCAACCCCAGCGCAGAGGACCACGACGCCAAGGAGCUGGCCCAGCAGAUCAACUUCAAGGCGGACUCCAGCUCCUCCAGACAGGCGAGCGAGAGCGGCGGAGCGGAGGGCGAGACCUCGGCGCCCGACGAGGGAGGCGCCUCCACGCCGGCAGGCCCAGACGGGUCCGAUGAGCCGGCGGAGGCGCCUCCAUCCCCGGUUGUGGCGGAGGAGCCCCGCCCCCCCGCCGCCGCGACCCCCGCCGCCGGUCGCCCCCUCAGCCCGCGGCAGCGCCGCGCCCAGCAGCACAGCCAGCGGGCCCCCAGCAGGCCGGUGUUCCCCGCCGCCCCCCGCCCCCCCCUGCGGGACGGGAGCCACGCCGGCUCCGUGGUCCUCAUCGUGGUGCUCGCGCUGUUCCUGGCCGCGCUCAUCUUCCGCCGCGUCUACCUGGCCAACGAGUUCAAGUUCGACUACGAGCUGUGACCGCACAACACUCGCCGCCCCCCCCACCACCCUCCCUGCUUGCUGCCACCCAAACAGAACUAUGGUCAGCCGCCGUGGGACCAGGGGGGGGGGGGGAUCCUUCAUUCCUUCAACACAAUACCUGCGGGAUGUCUUUUAAUUAUACUCAGUUUGGUUCUUUUUAAUCUGGAAAUCUGCCUGUGAUCACAUGACACCCCCCCCCCAUGUAAAUGUCCCAAGGCUGCAACUUGCUCCCAUUAUUUAAUUACACCUGUAAUAUAAUAUGUCAACAAGUUUAGGGGGGGGGGUUAAUUAAGUCAUAGCUUAAUCAUGGAGGCGUCUGCACAGAGUGUGUGUGCGAUAAUGACUUCCUGUUUGGGCACGUCGGUCCCAACGUGGCUCUACUCCAACCGUGCAACCAGCUCUUUUGGUUCUUCUGGGGGG